Tripterygium wilfordii is the source of this 1120-nucleotide messenger RNA. Its product is annotated as heme-binding protein 2-like. The record is from RefSeq and is a predicted model, not a curated record. Bases 252 to 884 code for a protein of 210 amino acids. The transcript has 2 exons. Lineage: Eukaryota; Viridiplantae; Streptophyta; Magnoliopsida; Celastrales; Celastraceae.
UCUUUGUACCCAGAAUCCAAAUUAGGAACCUUCCCGAACCCGAAUCCCUCGCAAGAAAUGCCCAAGUUUGGUGCCUUCCGUGUUGGCUCAAUUUUCUGUCCACGCAGAUAGCGACCUCGAUGUACAGCGGCAAAAUGGGGGACAAAAGUGUCAAUUUAUGAUCCUCUGUUUUCUUGAAUUUGUUCGGUUCUCUGCGUCAGACUCAAGUAGGAAGUCAAAACAGUUGAGAGAGAUAGAGAGAGGGAGGAGAGAUGGAGAGGGCGAAGUUGCUAGUGAUUGCAGCGGUGAAUCUGUUGUUCGUGGUGGCUACAUGCGAGGCGAUCGAGUCGCCUCAGUAUACGGUGGUUCACAAGGAAUCAGAUUUUGAGGUCAGGCUUUACAGGGAAUCUAAGUGGAUCUCUGCCCCUGUUCGUGAGCUCUCUUUCCAAAAGGCCACUUUGUUUGGCUUCCACAGGUUGUUUCAGUACAUCGAAGGGGCCAAUCUCAAUUUCUCUCGCAUUCCGAUGACAGCUCCUGUGUUGACAAGCAUAGUCCCCGGAGCUGGGCCCCUUCACUCAUCAGCUUAUUUUGUUAGAUUCUACCUGCCUGAGAAGUUCCAAGCCAACCCACCAGUCCCGCUCCCUGAACUGAAACUGAAACAAUACACAUGGGACAGUCGCUGCGUUGCUGUCAGGAAGUUUUCUGGAUUUGCAAAAGAUGAUAACAUUGUGAGAGAGGCAGAGAAACUUGCAUUCAGCUUGAGCAGUUCACCAUGGGCAAAUGCUACUUCUGAUAGUAGUGAUGCGUACUCAAUUGCACAAUAUGAUUCCCCGUUUCAGUUUUUUGACCGUCUAAAUGAAGUCUGGUUUGAUAUUGAUGAAUCCGGUGGGGUGGCUACGUACUAAAGUAUUGCACCAUCAGAGGACAUAUGUUAGGCUUUCUGCUUAUUUGUGCAAGAGGAAGGAAGCAAGACAGUAUUGUUGUAUCUUAAUCUGCCUAUCUGUAUAUAUAUAUAUAUAUAUAAUAUGAUAGUCUGUAAAAUAGAUGGUCAUUCUCACUGUGCUUUUGAGUUUUACUUCCAUGUACAGCACAUAAAUAAUGUCUUCUGUAGUUUUGGAAUAAAAUUUAAGUUUCAGUCAAA